Molecule: messenger RNA, 4480 nt
Organism: Tachysurus vachellii
Lineage: Eukaryota; Metazoa; Chordata; Actinopteri; Siluriformes; Bagridae
Gene: mrtfab
Product: myocardin related transcription factor Ab
Exons: 18
Coding region: 230-3601 (1123 amino acids)
Biological process (GO): smooth muscle cell differentiation
Source: RefSeq, a predicted model, not a curated record
AAUGUGGUCACCCGGAAGUAGUGGGUGUACACACUGCGGAGGCGCUUUAGUCAGGUCAGCGUAGCUUCAUGCUAACCGUGGCGGCACAGGUUCGGGAAUAAAUGAAGCGUUUCAAAAUCCUACUAUUAUCUUCAUUUAGAUCCUCGCAACCAGGUGUGUUUAUCGUCCCUCACCCAUCACGCUGGCAGCGCAGGAGGUCAGGGCUGGGACGGAGCUGAGUGCCAGCAGGAUGGUGUCUGCCUCAGCCACAGGCACUGCUCCUAGCCCUCAGAGCGAGGCCAUGACCAGCGAGCUGCAGGAGCUUUCGCUUCGGUCCGGCCCCACUCUACUGCCCCUGAGCGAGAGGAAAAACGUCCUCCAAAUCAAACUACAGCAGAGGAGGACACGAGAGGAGCUCGUCAGCCAAGGAAUCAUGCCGCCACUGAAGAGUCCUGCUGCCUUUCAUGAACAGAGAAAAAGUCUUGAGAGGGCACGGACUGAGGACUAUUUGAAGAGAAAGAUCAGGAGUCGGCCAGAGAGGUCAGAGUUGGUGAGGAUGCACAUACUGGAGGAGACGUCAGUGGAGCCCUCUCUGCAGGCCAAACAACUGAAACUAAAGAGGGCUCGUCUAGCUGAUGACCUCAAUGACAAAAUUUCUCACCGGCCCGGCCCUAUUGAGCUCAUACAUAAGAACAUCCUGCCUGUGCCUGCACUUUUAGGCACAGGAUCUCCAAAGGGUGAGAGUUCUUCACUGGAUGAGGACAGCAGUGAUAGCCUUUCUCCUGAACAGCCAGGCAGUCAGGACUCUCCACUUGGCUCUGUCCCCCAGCACUCCCCCUCUGAUAUGCUUAAUCUGAACAGAAACUCCUCACCCACACAGUUCCUUACUCAGGCUGCGCCGUCUCUUCUUACUGCCCCUGAGGCUUCUUCCUCGCAAAACUUGACCAAUGGAACUUCAAUGGUUGCCUGCGCCCGACCUCCUACUGGAACUGUCAAACAGUUCCAGUCAAAGUCUAGUGCCGAUCGUUCUGCUCAGCGGACUAAGAAGCCUAAAGAGAACAAACCUAAGGUGAAGAAGCUGAAAUAUCACCAGUACAUUCCUCCUGAUCAGAAGAAUGACCGUGAGCCCCCUCCUCAACUGGAUUCGUCUUAUGCCAAGAUCCUCCACCAACAGCAACUCUUUCUCCAACUCCAGAUCAUCAGCCAGCAGCAACAGCACUACAACUAUCACACCAUCCUACCUGCUCCACCGAAAGUUCCUUCUGAACAGCAGCAGCAAACAGCCAAUUCUGGCCCCUCCCCAUCUCGGACAGUUUCCUCAUCUACCGCCACAGCCACUCAGAAUGGGGCUAAUCGUUUAAGCCAGCCAGUGACAGCCGGGCCGAAGCCAGGAGUAUUGCCUACAAACUUGGAUGAAUUCAAAGUUGCAGAGCUUAAACAGGAGCUGAAGCUGAGAGGUUUGACUGUGUCUGGCACUAAGAACGACCUCAUCGAGAGACUGAAGAACUACCAGGAACAAAACGGUGGUGCAGCAUUAGCAGUGGUAGGGUCUGGAUCUUUGAAAACGCUACAGGUUUCACCUCAGGAAGUGGCAGCUCAGUCCCCCACCUCCGUCCAAUCUAAAGACACCAUCGGGAAGGUGGCAGCCUAUCCAGUGGCAUUGAGCAGUGGCAUCCAAGCUGCAACUCUGCCCCAAAUCACACGCUUCAACAGUACAAGCUCAUCCCCUCCAGUAUCACCGACACCAUCUGAACGCUCAGUGGCUGGAAUGAGUGCUGAUGAGGCCAGCUGUAAUGGGGAUGUGUUUGGAGAAAUGGUUAGCUCACCUCUUACUCAGCUGAGCCUGCAUCCAUCCUCUGAGCAUCCGUCCCCAGUUAAAGAGGAGCCUCUCGGGCGGUCAGCAUGCUGUGUGUCCCACCCCACUGCUGCCCCUUCUUCAGCUACUCAGUCUCAGGAGCCUUCAAUUGCAGCCCAACUGGCACCCUCAGCACCUCUGCUGGACAAAGACCAGAUGCUGCAAGAGAAGGAUAAGCAAAUCGAGCAGCUGACCCGCAUGCUAAGACAGAAACAACAGCUUGUGGAGACACUGCGGUCACAGCUUGAACAAGGCAAGCGUGGGUCAACCUUAGAGGAAAUGGAUAUAGCGGUCAAGAAUGAAGGAGUAGCACUGAUCAACAGAGAGGGUGUAAAGGUAAAAGAGGAAGCAAAGGAGGACAUGGAGACAUCAGCAGAGCCACCAGCACAACCUCAGAAAAAGAUGCAAACACAAUGUUCUCAGCAGACACUGCUCAAACUGCAGCAGAUCCACCGACUACAAGUGCAGCAGCAAAUGCAUUCAGAGCAGUCAAAACAGCAGCCACUGCAACAACAGAAGCUGCAGCAGCUCAUUAUACAGCAGAAGCAGCUACAGGGGAAUCAAAAGAAGCAGCAGAGGCCACAAAAGCAGCAGCAGAAACAACAACCGUUACAGACACAACAGGUCUCCCAGGUGUUUGUCAACCAACAAACAGGUACUCAAGUGACCACAUCCUUCCCACUGGAUCUUCUCAAAGCUCAUCCAGCACCCACUCUUGUCACCGAUGGCAAUGGCAACCAUUACCUCAUUGCCCUAACCAAUAACAGUGUGGAUAACCGGAACAGUGAAUCUCCACAAAGCAAAACCAAUGGAUGCAUCACCCUACAGAGAAUGCAGUCCACACCUGUUAAACUCCCCAGCCAAUCAGAUAACGAGGUUGCACAUGCUGUGAACAAAUCCCUACAGCCCCAACAAACUGCUUCUGUCAAACAGCCCAUUUCAAAAGUACAAAAGGCAGGACUGAACUUACAAACUCCUUUUGUUCAGGAGUCAAGUCAGUCAGUGUCAGCCCCACCAAAUCUUCAUCCUUUUUGCCUCAGUGAAGAACCCCACCCUCUCAUCGAGCCUACCUCCCCUACUUCACUCAAGGGAGAGGUGUGUCCAAGCUUUGACCGACACACUUUAUUUACACCUCCAUCUCCAAAACCGGAAUUCCAUAACCCCCAUCAUGUCAAAGAGAAUGGUUCCAACAAUCAUAUAGACGAUUUGUUUGACAUCCUCAUUAAGAGUGGAGAAAUCUCAGAGGGAUUCAAGGCCAAUCCAGACCCUUCUCUCUCAGAGCUACACUCUGACCCACCCACUCCUCCAUCCUCCCCACUUCGUCUCUCACCCCCCUCUCCUCCAUGUGACCCCACUCCAUCCCAUCUGCCUCCUGAUGCACAACAAAGGUCCUACUCAGGAUGUGGCCGUCUGGAGGACUUCCUGGAGAGCACCACAGGGUCCCCACUGCUUGGCAUGGAACCUGAUGGUCCGCUGACACUGAUUGACGACCUCCACAACCAAAUGCUGAGCACUUCUAGUAUUCUCGAUCAUCCCCAUUCCCCAAUGGACACUAGUGAGCUGAGCUUCUCCCCCAAUCCCACCAGCCUGGACUUUGAAGACCCCGUGCUUGAUGGCAUGGACUGGCUGGACUUAUCCAUGGGAGGAGGGAAUAGUGCAGGAGGGACAAUCCUAGUUCCUCUGAGUUCUCACACACCUCCCAGUGUGUUCUCAGCAGACUUUUUGGACAGUUCAGAUCUGCAGCUCCACUGGGACUCUUGUUUGUAGCUUUGGUCUUAAUUGCUUAGCAGAUACAAUGCAACAUAGCACCUUUGCUCAUAUACAGUGUACAGCCUUUGCACACGCACACACACUCCAAAAUACAUGCUGUUUCAAAAACCAUUUAAACUGGUGUUUGAUAUUAAAUCAUUCACUUGUAUAAGAAGUCUAUUAAAGCACUGAGUAUUACCCCUUAUACCCUCAACCAAACAUAAACAUUGUACAAUACACUGUGUUCAUCUUUUCUCCAAAAGAGUAAUGUAUUAACUCUAUCCCCCCCAAAAAACAUUAUAUUUAUGUCAAGUGUAGACACCUUCAAUUAAAAUGGUUGCACCAGCUGUUUGGGUGGCUAUGUGAUGAGGGUUUAAAGCUCAAACAUCUGUUUGCUUAUAGUCCUGAAUAAAUAGUGUUUGAAUCCUGUUAGUAUCUAAAUGUCAGGAUUUUCUGGAGUUAACCCAGAAAGACAGUGUUUAUCUAUGCGGGUUACUUCCCUCAUGCCAUAUCGCUGUCACUCCACCAUAAUUUCCCUGCUGGCACUGAGAGACAUGGGCACAUGAUGAUGGGAAGAAGGAAUAAGCAGAGAGAUAUUCUUCACCUCCUUUAUAAGACUGGCUUUGGAAUAACUUACCAAAUGCCAGUGCUUUCAACUUUGCACUUAUGCUGACUCAACCAGUGUUCUGGUCUAAGGAAACCUCCAACCCCCAAAAACUUUGCUGGGAACUGGGUUUGGUGAUGUUCACCUUACUCUAUGCAUUGCUGUAAUUGAGGUACAUGUUUUAGACUCAAGCCUUUGUCUUUCAUAACUGAUCUACUGGACAUCAGAUUUGGGAUUCAGAGUUCAGAAUAUUUUUUUUUUAAAAAGAAAAAAAAAUAAAAGAUGAAAAUUAA